Molecule: messenger RNA, 1395 nt
Organism: Anguilla rostrata (American eel)
Lineage: Eukaryota; Metazoa; Chordata; Actinopteri; Anguilliformes; Anguillidae
Gene: cfl1l
Product: cofilin 1 (non-muscle), like
Exons: 4
Coding region: 368-856 (162 amino acids)
Biological process (GO): actin filament severing; actin filament fragmentation
Cellular component (GO): cytoplasm; actin cytoskeleton; actin cortical patch
Molecular function (GO): actin filament binding
Source: RefSeq, a predicted model, not a curated record
ACAGUAGCCUACCUGUGUCUCUUUUCCACCUGCAGAAAUAGAUUUUAUAAAUAUUAAUAUUUGCCAUUUGCGUGGCCAAUUUUAUAAAUAAAAAAUCAUUAUUAUCCGAUAUCUACGUUGUCGAAAGUUUACGAACUGAUUAUACAACAACAAACUGCUUUUAAGAGACGCGGAAACUGAACGCGCCCUGGGGUAAAAGUUUGAGGAAGAGAAAAGAGGUAUCGAGACAGCGGAGGUGGGUUAGUGCCACUCCUAUUUCUUCGACUAGAUACUAAUAGUUGGACGGCUUUCUUUCCGAUACAGCGAGCGCAGCAGACCACCAGUCCUCUCCAAUCUCCUCCUGAUCUCCAACCUCAACUGAAGAACAAUGUCCUCCGGAGUCAAAGUCCACGAAUCUGUGGACGAAUACGUCCAGAAGAUGCUGAUGCCUUCCAAAGGCGCGAAAGAAGACCGGCUGAAGGUAGUCAUAAUGCGCCUCAACGAUAAAAAAGAUUCCAUCAUCGUGGACGAGGAGAACACCAAAUACCUGAAGGACUUUAAGGACAGUGAUGAUGUCUUCAAGGAGGUCAUGAAGCUAUUCAAGAAAGAACAGUGUUGCUAUGCCGUGUACGACUGCUUCUACGAGACCAAAGACUGCAGCGGCAAGGAGGAACUGGUGUUCAUUAGCUGGUGCCCUGACGAUGCUUCCCUCAGGGACAAAAUGAUUUACGGCGCCUCAACGAAUGGAGUGAAGGGGAGAUUUCCUAGCAUCAAGCAUCAUUUGCAGAUGAACGAUUCAGGAGACAAAACCUCCGACGGUGUGCUCGAUAAGUUAGGAAAAGGUCGUGUGGUGCAGCUGGAAGGGAAGCCCGUCUAAAGCGCACGUGCGGUAGGCCGAAUCCCUGGAGGCACCACUGCACCUCAGCAGCACGAACAGGACAAUCACAAAUAUACCGGCCUGCGUUGGCUUUUUCUCGCUUUUGCUACUAGCUGCUUUGGAUGGUACAAUGUGGGGAAAAUUGUCAACAUACAAUUAAAGUCUUGUGAUCUGGAUGGAUAGUAUUGAAUUUUUUUUUUUUUUGAUGAAUAGAUGCAUUUUCCUGAAAACGGUCAGCAUGCUUUUGUGUUCCCAUUGGUUAAGCUCUCUUGCAUAAAUACAAUACAUGCAGAUGGCAGCUAUACUUCAGUCCACCACAGAGUUUGGUCAUGCCCCCAGAUUGCUAUCCUUUGCCACUGCUAUGAAUCGGUUUAAUUUUGUUUCUCCUACAUCGCAAAUUGGUUUCUCCAGAGCUAACCAGAUGACAUCACCACAACCUUGCUUUUUGUAAAUGUGUGCCAGUGUAAGAAGAUAUCCAGUUGUGAGAAAAUUGUUACAUUCCUGCCCCUUCUAUUAAUAAAUAAAGCCAUCCAAGGAAA